Diaporthe citri is the source of this 981-nucleotide messenger RNA. RefSeq lists its product as uncharacterized. Lineage: Eukaryota; Fungi; Ascomycota; Sordariomycetes; Diaporthales; Diaporthaceae. The transcript is spliced from 2 exons. The record is from RefSeq and is a predicted model, not a curated record. The coding region runs from base 1 to 981 and encodes 326 amino acids.
AUGGCGCCCGACGUCAACUCCAAGCUGUGGGGCAACCAGCCUCGCACCACGCUCAAAUCGUGCUCGGUCGACGACCAAGCCGGCUUCACUCCCAUUGAUGAGCCAUCUCGAGACAUUCAGCACGGCACAAACAUGGGAAACAUCGGGGCCACUGACGAGAUGACGUCUUUCUUCCGCAACAUCAUCCACAACUACUGUGACGAGCCAACACAGCGGAAGUACCACGGAUUGGCCAAGCAGAAGCGACAAAACAACAACACGGACGACGACCAAGACAGCGACAGCGGUAGCGACCCCGACCACCUUGAAGGAGAUGCCAUCCUUCCGGAGCUGAUUAAGCUCACCCUCGCCCAGCACCGCAUGAUCCUCUCCCUGCGUGACGUCAACAAAGAGACCGACCUGCAGCUCCGGAUCACAAAUGCCCGUCUCGACCUUGUCGAGGAGGAACUGAGCCUUAUGCGCAGCAGCUUGGCUGAGCAGGCCACGCCCAGCUUGUUCUCGGGGGUCCGCAUGGGCAGCAGCUUCGGAGGCAUGGAGCGCGACACAACCGGCGACUACAUUCCCAAGUUUGACCUGGCCGACAUUGGCGCCACGCUUGCAGCUGGCCCGGGCCAUGGGAGCAACUUUGGUCGUCACGGAUAUCACGCCCGUGACGGCAGCCCCAGCCCAAGGUCUUCCAACCAGCGCCGCCGCAGCCCGCGGCCCGAACGUGAGGAGCACGUCAAGCGAACCAGAAUAUCGCACGAUGGCCUCGGCGGCCAAGACCCAAACCUACCUCCGUCGAUGUACAUCUUCUCCUCCUCAGCAGCAACGCAGUCUACAACCACUGUCACUGAUGAGACUUCAGAAUCUGAGCUCUUCGGUCUAGACUUCCCAACAGAGUGCAUCUUGGACACCAGGCCCGAGACUGAUGUCGUGCCUCAACCUUCCCUGCUCGGCAAGCUGUGUGGUAAGAUGGCGAGGCUGCUGCUCGGAAUGUGA